Molecule: messenger RNA, 210 nt
Organism: Symbiodinium sp. CCMP2456
Lineage: Eukaryota; Dinophyceae; Suessiales; Symbiodiniaceae
Source: the annotation of a GenBank genome assembly
AUGGUCCGGAGGGCACAUAGCUCCUUCAAGAAAGACCAGGAUCUGCCGGGUGACAUCACGCCAGUGGAACAUGUGCUGGGUGACGAUGCGCCGAUUUCCUUGGACAAAGAGGGCGCCCGGGCCGCGCUGGGCGCGCUGGGUUUGAGAGGUGCUUGCCACAAUGCCCCUAUCAAAACCUUGAGUGGUGGCGAGACGCUCGACAUAGGAUGA